This is a messenger RNA of Austrofundulus limnaeus, 4798 nucleotides long. It is a transcript of the gene usp4, whose product is annotated as ubiquitin specific peptidase 4 (proto-oncogene). Lineage: Eukaryota; Metazoa; Chordata; Actinopteri; Cyprinodontiformes; Rivulidae. Gene Ontology annotation, molecular function: cysteine-type deubiquitinase activity. The coding region runs from base 16 to 3012 and encodes 998 amino acids. The record is from RefSeq and is a predicted model, not a curated record. Gene Ontology annotation, biological process: protein deubiquitination. The transcript has 22 exons. Gene Ontology annotation, cellular component: nucleus.
CGGCACACUGGCUGCAUGAUGGCUGAGGGAGGCGGACCCGAGUCGGGCAGCGCGGCAGACUCUGAGUCGGAGCCGGUAGCCGCACAAAUGCCUACCCCUUCAACCGAAAAUCAGAAACAAACUAUUGGGUCACAUUUGAAAGCAAGUCUAAGAAAGGGUGACGAAUGGUAUCUAAUAGACAGCCGGUGGUUCAAACAGUGGAAGAAGUAUGUGGGGUUUGACAGCUGGGAUAUGUACAAUGUUGGAGAACGUAGCCUGUACCCUGGACCAAUCGAUAACUCUGGGCUAUUCUCAGACCAGGAGACUCAGACCCUAAAAGAUCACCUUAUAGAUGAGCUCGACUAUGUCCUUGUACCAAAUGAGGCAUGGAAUAAGCUUGUCAGCUGGUAUGGCUGCCUUGAGGGCCAGAAACCCAUUGUCAGGAAGGUGGUUGAACAUGGCAUGUUUGUGAAGCAUUGCAAGGUGGAAGUCUAUCUGCUUGAGCUGAACUUGUGUGAGAAUGACAACAUGGACAAUGUCAUCACAUGUCAUUUUAGUAAAGCUGAUACUAUAGAUGCAAUAGAGAAGGAGAUGCGUAAGUUAUUCAAUAUCCCUUCAGAAAAGGAGACCCGACUCUGGAACAAAUACAUGAGCAACACCUAUGAGCAGCUGAACAAGCCAGACAGCACUGUACAGGAUGCUGGGCUCUUCCAGGGGCAGGUUCUUGUCAUUGAGCGCAAGAAUGAGGACGGCACGUGGCCCAGACAAGCUUCCCAUUCCAAAUCCAGUGCAACCCCAUCCCGAAAUUUCACCACCUCCCCAAAGCUUUCCUCAAACUCAUCAGUCAGUAUGUCCUCAACAGUAACCAAUGGAGACAGCAGCUGUAGCCCUGGAUACACGCUGAACAACAGCACCUCCUCUAGCAACAGAUUUGGAAGCUACAACUCGUACAGCUCCUCCUACAACUACAGAGAUUCACAAUCACAACCUGGCCUGUGUGGUCUCAGUAAUUUGGGCAAUACUUGCUUCAUGAACUCUGCUCUCCAGUGCCUGAGCAAUGUGUCUCCACUCACAGAAUACUUCCUCAAUGAUCAGUAUGAAGCAGAGAUUAACAGAGAGAACCCGUUGGGAAUGAGGGGUGAGAUUGCUGAGGCCUACGCAGAUCUAGUAAAGCAGAUGUGGAUGAGCCGCAGUAGUUAUGUGGCACCGCGCACCUUUAAAACCCAGGUUGGACGCUUUGCUCCRCAGUUUUCAGGCUACCAGCAACAGGACUCUCAGGAGUUGUUGGCCUUCCUGUUGGACGGGCUUCACGAAGAUUUGAAUCGUGUCAAAAAGAAGCCUUACCUGGCCCUGAGAGAUGCAGAGGGCCGCCCAGAUGAGAUUGUUGCCAAGGAAGCCUGGACGAACCACCGCUUACGCAAUGACUCAAUAAUAGUGGAUAUUUUCCACGGACUUUUCAAAUCAACACUGGUGUGUCCAGAGUGCGCCAAAGUGUCUGUAACCUUUGACCCCUUCUGCUACCUCACGCUGCCUCUCCCAAUGAAAAAGGACCGGACCAUGGAGGUCUUUCUGGUGCGGUCAGACCCUCAGUCUAGACCCACACAGUAUCAAGUGGUGGUCCCCAAACUGGGCACAGUGACAGACCUGUGCAGCGCCUUGUCCAAACUCUGCGGAAUUCCUUCAGAAAAUAUGGUGGUCGCAGAUGUUUACAAUCAUAGGUUUCAUAAAGUUUAUAGACGAGAUGACGGCCUCAACCAAAUCAUGGAAAAAGAUGACAUUUUUGUGUAUGAAGUACAGGAGGAGGACAGUGAAAGGAUGAACCUGCCUGUUUAUUUCAGGGAGCGCCACUCGAAGCAUGUUGGAAGCUCUUCAAGCACCUUACURUUUGGCCAGCCUUUACUCAUCAGCGUACCCCGGCAUAACCUGAUAGCAGAUGUUCUUUAUGACAAGAUCCUGGAGAGAAUUGGGCGAUAUGUAAAACACACACACAGCCCUAACGGUGAAAGCAGGGCGUCUGCAUCUGCCACCUUGUCCAGCUGCAGCCAGGCUCCUGAAUGUUCCACAUCAUCCAGCCUGGGUGGCUGUGGCAGCCCCCAGUCAGAGGGKGCCUCAUGCAGUGCCAGCUCCAGUAAUGGCAGCAACCACUCAGGGACGUGCAGCGAAGCUAACGGGAUCUAUGAUGGAGAAGAGGAAGCCAUGGACCACCAGGUGAGUCCUGAACCAGAGAAUGGCCAAUCGGAGGAAGAGGAGGAGACAUCUGAUUUGGAAAACGGGUCCAGAGGAGAAUCAACAAAGCUCUUCACUUUCAGCAUAGUCAACUCUUACGGAACAGUCAACAUCAGCCCGCUGCCUUGUGAUGGAAACGUCCUCAAACUUAACCCACACUCUACUGUGGCGAUCGACUGGGACACAGAGUCAAAGAAACUGUGUUAUGAUGAGCAUGAAGCAGAGGCCUAUGAGAAACACGAGAGCAUGUUGCAGCCUCAAAAAAAGAAAACCACUGUGGCUCUGAGGGAAUGCAUCGAGCUCUUUACGACAAUGGAGACUCUGGGAGAACAUGACCCCUGGUAUUGUCCAACAUGUAAAAAACAUCAACAGGCCACAAAAAAGUUUGACUUGUGGACGCUGCCUCGCAUUCUGGUUGUUCACCUAAAGCGUUUCUCCUACAACCGAUGUUGGAGGGACAAGCUGGACACACUGGUGGAUUUUCCCAUUGGGGAUCUAAACAUGUCAGAGUUUGUUUGUGACCCAAAGGCGGGCCCUUACAUCUACGACCUCAUCGCAGUUUCAAACCACUAUGGAGGAAUGGGAGGCGGUCACUACACGGCUUAUGGAAAGAACAAAGUGGAUGAAAAGUGGUAUUACUUUGAUGACAGCAGUGUCUCGUCCGCCUCCGAGGACCAGAUCGUGACUAAAGCCGCCUACGUGCUGUUCUAUCAGCGCAGAGACGAGGAAAGCCCCUCCAAAGCUCAGUCUUCAGCCUCGUUGGGAGGAGCCCCCGAAUCAGCCGAUGACCACAUGGACACAAAUUGAGGAGCUCCCGACACACACACAAACACACACACAUGCACUGAAAAGCAUAUGGCAAACGGACACUUGGAAAUGCACACAAAAUGCUUCUUUUGUGACUGAGGACUCCACAGACUUAUUAAUCCCUCCUCUCCUGCAUUUUAUUUGAUUUUUGUCUCGUAUGUUUUUGGCUUGAGCCAACAGCCUUGUCUGAAGAGUGAACUGGGAGCCUUUCUCUCUGCGGCGGGUGGCCUGUUGAUUUCUGGACAGAAUUUAAUAGUCUGGAGCAAAGAGGAAUUUAAAUAAAUAUAGAUCCUCUUGCUGGAUGACCGAAUGUUAAGUGCCCUCAAAAUGUGUAGAUAAGCAAAUGUUUUUGUUGCCCAUAAGAAGAAGAAGAAAAAAGAAUCAAUUAUUAAAGAAAGAAAAAGCCAAAUGCUCAUAUUGUUUGAACCAAAGCAUUUCUAAGUAUUUAUGAAACAAAGCAGACAUUAGAAGAUCCUGUUCUAAAUUUAUUGCGAUUAUUCUUGCUGUCUGGGUGUAUAUGCAAACUUAACAAAGAGAUAUGCACACAGAAUGAUAAAUACCACUCUGAUAAGAAGACUGCAACCUGGUUUUAGGUGGAUCCAUGGGGUUUGUGCUGCUUCAGAUUAGCUGUGGCAGCUUUGCUCCAGGCCUGCUGGUUCUGUGUGGCAAUCUUAAACUCUUCUUUUCAAGGUUCGGAACAUCAUCCGUCAAAGCUGUUCUGGCCUUGUUCUUAUUUAUUUUUUCUCCUAAAUUCGCAGCCUUGGCUACACUGUCUCUGAUGCCCUAAAUGAAGAGUUCUACCCUGCUAACAUUUUUCUUUUAAUGUUUUGUAAUGAGUGGCGUUGGGGAAGAAGCGGCCUUUCUCUUCCUGCAUCCUGACAAAAUAAGAUCCUUUCAAACCUUCACGAGAACACGACCCACCUGCCUGUAGUGCAGCUAGCCGUAGCAGGAGUGUGUGGUGUGGCUGUAGCAUUAAUGGUUCUGGUCCGUCGUACACCUGACGGGUCGUUUCACCGUCUUUUAAAGGAGACAUCGAUUGCUGCCUGAUUAGAUCCAUAGCUGUGCUGCAAUAGCUUGUCCUCAUUAGUUGUGUACAUUCAUGCAGCUCUGUACUGAAAUGGCUGUUAUUUGAUAUUUUCGAAGCACAUUGAGUGAAAUGAAAUAAACUAGAAUAAAAGUGGUGCUUUAUUCAUGUAACUUGAACUUUCUCCUGAUGAUGAGGAACGGCGGAGGCAUUACUCCCACAAUGUCAGCAACUUGAACUACUCCACAGCUGUUGAGUGAAUCUAAUUUAUUUCUGGUGAUUUACAAAAACAGCCCUUUUUAUUUUAUCUUUACAGGCAUACAUUGAUGUAGAAGAAAAAACUGUCAAUGCAAUCAACCGAGAAAGUGAGUUUUCUUGUGCUGAAUGUGAAAGAUUUGGUAAAAGCAGAUGGAAUUUAAAACACAAGUAUCUACUUUUAUAAAGUCUUGAUCUGUGGCAUCGUUGCCCAGUGACAUGUUGGGUCUGUCUGCUGGUCUACAGCUGAUUGCCAAAAUAUAAUCUUUAAUGUCCUUUAUUAGGAAAGUGUUAUAUCUUUAAUCAUAGUCUCUGUUCAAAGGCAGAUUUACCAAAAGCAGAAACUUCUGACAGCAAUUCAAGAUGUGACAAUUAACCCAGCAGAUGUAAAAUAAGAAUCAUUUGAUUUGAAACAGGUGUACAAAUUCUUGUCCACAUAUUUAUCCAGUUUGUUUUUAAAUGAGAAAGUAUUUAAAUCCAUAUUACAAUAAAGACUGGAAGCCUCAA